AUGUCUUCUUCAACGAAUCUGAAUGCUAAAAGCGGUAACGAUCCUUUGGCUCAUCAAGGAGAAGAGUCAUCUGCCAAUCCGCAAGAUCAAAACAAAUCCAAUACCGCAAAUUCUGAAGAAGAUAGUUUGAAUCAAACCAAGAACAAGGCAGAGGAAGACUGUGGAGUGUGGAGAGUGUUGGGUACGUCGGAUUACUAUGGACUGUAUCUGGGCGAGAAGAAGGCAGCGUUAACGCGGGAGUUGGAUAUGUUGGAGGAGGCUGAGGCGGCUGCGGCUAAGAAGAAGGAAUCUGAGGAACUCAAGGGAAAGUGA
Molecule: messenger RNA, 312 nt
Organism: Eutrema salsugineum
Lineage: Eukaryota; Viridiplantae; Streptophyta; Magnoliopsida; Brassicales; Brassicaceae
Exons: 2
Coding region: 1-312 (103 amino acids)
Source: RefSeq, a predicted model, not a curated record